AUGAGUCCGGCGAAUAUGGCGACGUUUUGGGCGCGCAGUGUCUCGAGUGAAGUUGAUUCUGUGAAAUCGACCUUCUCGAGUUGGGACAAGUGUAUGUCAAAGGCAUACUGCAAAUGGCCCGUUAUCGUCGCCAUCAUCAUCGGCUCCGUCAUUGUCAUCUGUAUUCUAGGAUGCAUCAUCAAUUGUCUCUGCUGUGGCUAUCAAUGCUGUAAAUGCUGCUGCGGAUGCUGUUGUCCCUCUGGUCGGCGCAAAAAUAAGCAACCAAAGUACUACGACGAGCCAACCCCUUACAACCAACAACCCCCUCCUCCACAACCAAACCCUCAUACCGCAUAUACACCCUCCCCCGCACCCCCCGUCUACCGCGGCGCCGUUCAAACGGCAACCUUCGAUAACCCCAAAUCCCCCGGCGCAAAGAUCGACGAGGAUGCCCUCCCAGCUAUGCCCACAUGGGCCGCGGCCGUCGAUAAACAUGUCGAGGACCCAUCACACCACGACGACGUGGAAAUGGAACCUCUAAACCCGCACACCCAUCCGGAUAGGAAACAAGGUGCCUCGCCUCUGCACGUCGCAACCUCCUUCUCGGAUUACCCAUCAGACCGUACCGCAUCCGCCCCCGGAUACAGGGGGUUCACACCAACGGAUCCCUACGCGCGUCGCUCCCCAGGUCCAGCGGCUGCCCUCGCCGCAGCGCAAGACCCAUAUGGGCGCCGUUCACCCGGCAUGCCAGCCCCCGCCCACGCCGCGCAAGACCCCUACGCGCGCCGCUCCCCAGGACCCCAGGCCAUGAUGGACCCCUAUGGCCGUCGCUCGCCGGGUCCAGCAGCUGCCUACGGCGCCGCGCAAGACCCCUACGCCCGCCGUUCACCGGGCCUUGCAUCCCCCGUCGGCGCACCAUCCCCCUACGACCAACACAACUAUAACCAGCAAGGCUACGACCACCAGCAGCAACAGUCGUAUGACGAAUACCACAACGGCGCCGGUGCUGGCGGCUACCACGCCGUUACUUCCCAAUCGCCGGUAUCAUCUUACCAACAACACAACACGACCUACAACGCCAUGCCGGCAUCGUACUCGCCUUCCUCCGAGCAUGCGCAUACCACCCGCGCAGGUGCGGGCUUCCAGCGUCAACCCUCCUUCGGAUCGAGCCAGUACCCGCCAACGUAUACCUCGCACCCAGCCUCUCCACCACCCCCGUUCCAGUCCACCGCGGGCUCGGAGUAUGGGGCCCAUGAGUAUGCGGCUGGUGUCGGUGUCGCGGUUGGUGGUGAGCCUGGAAGGGAGAGGCCGCCCAGUUUGUUGCAGAGUGGGAGGAGGCCUGCGCCGGGGACGUAUAGGGAUGUUUAG
Penicillium cataractarum is the source of this 1347-nucleotide messenger RNA. RefSeq lists its product as uncharacterized. Gene Ontology annotation, cellular component: plasma membrane; cellular bud neck. Bases 1 to 1347 code for a protein of 448 amino acids. The transcript has 2 exons. The record is from RefSeq and is a predicted model, not a curated record. Lineage: Eukaryota; Fungi; Ascomycota; Eurotiomycetes; Eurotiales; Aspergillaceae.